AUGAAUAUAUCCUUUUUAGCAACAUUCUUCACUUUAUCCGUAGCCGUACAAGGAAGAACUUACGGAGAAUUGGGAUUCGUAAAGAUAGUUAAAGAAGCCGUGAAACUGCAGAGGGAUUUACUUAAAUUAUGCUGGGAUGUUCCUUACGGUACCGAAGAAGUCUAUAGCCCAAACGGAUACACUCUCAAUGUACCUAUAGAAGGUGAAACAAAAAACGUGGAAGUCAAAGUUAUGAAUCUAGUUUUGAGCGUCAGUGUGGCUAGAGGUUCGAGAAUUUUACACGUCGUUCGUGUUCUGCCUUCAGUUGUAGAUUUAUACGAAGGUUAUUGGGAGUUCAAUGAUGAUAAAUUGCAAGUUAUUGUACCAUAUAAGAAAGCAACGAAAAUUGUGCCAGUAACUUGUAACGAAUGUUUGAGUAGAAUGGUCGUUUUGGAACAGUUCCCGAUGACGCCGAAAAUGAGCGCGGGUCUCGGUGACGGUGAUGAUGGCUCGUGUUACAUUUAA
Messenger RNA from Amyelois transitella, 504 nucleotides. RefSeq lists its product as uncharacterized. Lineage: Eukaryota; Metazoa; Arthropoda; Insecta; Lepidoptera; Pyralidae. The transcript has a single exon. The coding region runs from base 1 to 504 and encodes 167 amino acids. The record is from RefSeq and is a predicted model, not a curated record.